Molecule: messenger RNA, 3977 nt
Organism: Leptopilina heterotoma
Lineage: Eukaryota; Metazoa; Arthropoda; Insecta; Hymenoptera; Figitidae
Gene: MBD-R2
Product: PHD finger protein 20
Exons: 3
Coding region: 258-3572 (1104 amino acids)
Biological process (GO): regulation of transcription by RNA polymerase II
Cellular component (GO): nucleus; NSL complex
Molecular function (GO): DNA binding
Source: RefSeq, a predicted model, not a curated record
UUUCGGAAACACGAUGGCUGGAUCAGUUUCGCAAAUAUUUAAUACCCAUGUGCUUGGGAUAAGUCGACUGCUACGAAUUUUCGGAACAAAUUCAGUCGCCAAACUUACGACGCAAUCCCAACCUAACAUUCGUACAGAAGGGCACUAAACGGAAUUGUGAAAUAAUUAUCAAAAACGUCGAGUUUUUAAAACUGCGAAAGAAUAAGUUAAUCAACGGAUAUUACAUUUUUUUAAAAUAAAAUCUAAACACUGAGGUCAUGUCCAUGAAAUCUCCUACAACUUAUUCUCAAGACGACUUGGACCUUAUAAAUUCAGAAAUUUCUCAUUUCCAUUAUUCCACACCAACAACAUCAUCAUCAUCAUCUGAGAAUCAAAAUCAACCGAAAACGACGAUAAAUACAGAAAGAUUUUACAAUAAUGUAGAGGAAUUUUCAAAUACAUUAAAUCCACUAAAUAUUGACGAACUACAAAAUGCCUACAAUAUUGAUUUAAUAAAUAAUCUAUCGGGAAAAUCAGAAUUUAUUGAAAAUGAAAAUAUACCAAUUUCAAUUAAUAAUUCAACGGGUAAUGUUCAACCUCUUAUGACAAUAGAAAAUGUUGCUGCAAAUUUUCAUCCAGAGGACGGUAAUAUUAGAUUUCAGUGCGAGAAGAAAAGUGAGAAAGCUGACGAAUUAAAGAGUAAACAAAUAAAAGGUUUAAACUUUUUUCCUGGCGAUAAACUCGAGGCAAAGGAUUUCAAUGAGAAAUGGUAUACGGCAAAAGUUGUUGAAACCGAUUGGGUCGAAAGAGAAGUUCUGAUUCAUUUCGAUAAAUGGAGUGCAAGAUUUGAUGAAUGGAUACCUAUGGAUAGUCCACGAUUACGAAUGUUACAAACACAAUCACGUGAAAUGAAGACAAAGGAUUUUGUCGCGGGCGAAAGAAUUCUCGCCACAUGGGCCGAUGGCAGAAAAUAUCCAGCGAAAGUCAACGCUGUUUUGGGAAAUGAUCGUUACGAUGUACUAUUCGACGAUGGUUACACGAAAAUUGUGAGAUCAUCGAAAAUGUCAAAAUUAGGUGGACCUCUCGACGAGCAGAAUGACAGUGAGGAUUUCAUUGGCAGUAAGGAGAAGCGCAAGGAUAGAAAUCGAAAAUAUCAGGUUAUGGAUCUCUUUCAGCGUAAACCAAAGAAAGGCGGUGAGAUUAAGUAUGCGAAAAGAGGUCGUCCUUGUAAGGAGGAAAUAGUCCCGGAGCCAUUGAUCGAUAAUGGCUCGUUCUCCGGCUCUCAUGACGAUUCAAGUACGGAGGUGCUCCACGGUUUUGAAAAUCCCACCGCAAAAGUGAAGACUUACAUGAAGAAGGAGAAAAAAGAUUCGAACAUCGAUCCUAGUUUUCAGCCCGAAUGGAAGGAUGGCGAACCACAAGGAAUUGAGUCGUUUAUCGAGGGACCACGACGAUCGAUUAUUGUCGCUGAUAAAAGACUACCACCCGGAUGGGUGAAACACUUCACCCAGAGGAAGGCGGGAUCGUCAGCUGGCAAGUGGGACGUACUCUUCAUCCACGAGGGCAGUGACAAGAAAUUCCGUUCUCGAAACGACAUCCGAGCGUAUAUGGUGAGUCAGGGUCAGUUUGACUUCGAUCCGGAGAUGUUCGACUUUUGUAUUCAUCGAAAGAAGAAGGCGAGGGGUGAGAAGGUAAUUUCAGACACACCACCUGCUAGAAGAUCGAAAUCUUCCUCGAGAGCAAUUCCGAGUCCUCUACUGCCUGUAACUCCGAUUCCAGUCACGCCAGCACCAGCUUUACUCGAAAACAGUGCAGUAUUCAUCGGCGGUCUACGUGUCGAAAUGGAGGACAGCUCCUACAAGUGUCCAAAGGACGGUUGUCUAAAGAAUUUCCGAAAAGAAAAUCUUUUGCAGAUGCACAUCAAACACUACCAUCCGGAGUACUCAAAAUUUCUCGGUUCAACACCGAAUGUCGCCGAUUUGGCUUAUGCAAGAACAAUCGGCGAGUCUAUCGACGACAUCAUCCCUAAGCAAACGCACAAUUUUCUGGAGAAAAUCAACAAGUUUGAGAAGAGAAAAGAAAAAUCCCAACUGCCCGUUCUUCAGGCUCUUUCGCCAUCGCAGCCGAUCGCCACUGCGCCAUCGCCAACGCCGCCUGUCCUCGAACUCGAAGUGAAUCGAACCGAGGAGAGUAUUCCAAAAGACGAGAAAAUCGAAUUAGGAUCACCUCUGAGAACCAACAGCGAGACUCUCCGCAAAGAAACCGAUUGCGCAAUGUCGCCAGGAUCCCUCUUCGAUCUGAAGAUCCGAGAGGAAAAAACUAGUGGCAUCAAAACUCUCCUCCCAGUUCGUGCGCCAGACUCAAGAUCAAAAUCCGUCGACGAAAUGAUGACACCAGGCCAACGGGGCAAAAGUUUGAGAAAACGUAACCUUACGGACUAUCAUCCAGAUAUUCCCCGCGUAAAGAAACGACAGAGUAUUCAAGAUUCUAAUUUCGAGGAUUUGGACGAGAGUACAAUGGACACGGAGGGCCCCGCCACUCCCACCUAUCGUUUCAGUCGACGAAAAUCCGACGCCAAGAACGACGAGAGCAAUGACAGUAAACACGAGGGUAUGAUGCUGAUCAAUGGCGAAUUGAUAAAAGUCGAACAACUCCGCAAGGAGGAAAUUAUCAACUGCACUUGUAAAUUUAUGGAAGAGGACGGUCUCAUGAUUCAAUGUGAUCUUUGCCUCUGUUGGCAGCACGGUCACUGCAACGCCAUCGAGAAAGAAAAAGACGUUCCCGACAAGUACGUCUGCUACAUCUGUCGUCAUCCCCACCGUCAACGACCAUCAAUGAAAUACAAUCUCGAUCAAGAAUGGAUGAAGGAAGGCAAGUUACCAACUCUCUCGAUCAGCACCAAAAACAACGACCUCGCCUUCAAGCAACGCACCGCAAUGCUAAAACGCUCCUACGAUCUUAUCUCCUUCUUAUUCCAAAUCCAACACCUCCUUCACAGUCUCCGCGUGAAAAUUAACGUCGCACAAAAAAAGGACCAUCCCAAACUCUAUCUAUGGGCGAAAAAUUGGGAGAAAUUCCUAAUUCCAAAACCUGACAUUUCGCCUGUGCCGAUUUUGGAAAUAAUCGAAAACACCGAAACAGUGGCCGAAGUGAAAAAGGAAGAAAACGAUAAUACACCAGAAAUUAAAAUCACAACUGAUUCCGAUUUGGUAAAAAUACUCGAAGACGGUGCACUUGCCGAUGACACGAAAAAGGAAAAUUUUCUAUUCAGCGCAUUGACGAAAAGUGAGGAUAAAACAGAAAGUGAUCUAAAAGAAAAUUUAAAGACACCAUUGGAAUCGAAACCAUUUAUUCCCGAACCGGAAGCACCGAUUGAUCCCACAGAAUGUCGAAUGAGACUCCUGGAGCAUAUUGAUCAUUUUCAAAACUAUGUUGCUUCAAAAUUAACGAGCAUUGAAGCACAAGUUCAAGUUCUGGAGGAAAUGGAUCCGGAUACAAUUCCUGAAAUUGAAGUUCAACCGAGAACGAAGCAAACUGUGCAAAUGUUACUUCGUGAUUUGGGCACCAUCAGAAAACUUGCUUCAUUGUGUUGAUAAUGAAUUUUCUUUUUACCCUUUUGUUUUUAUAGUUCUUUUACUAUUAUAUAUAUAUAUUAUAUAUAAAUAUAUGAAAAAUUAAUUAACACUGUAAAUCAUUGAAUUUACGUAGAACUUUAGUUUGUAAAAGUAAAAAAAAAAAAUUGUAAAGUCUUGUAAUAAUAGAUUUUAGAUUUAAUUGGAUAAUAAUUUUUUUAGUCAAGUAGUUUCACUUUGAUAACGCAGUUUAAUGUUUCAUAUAUUCUGAUUAUUCAGAAUUAUUCAAUAUUGUGUAUUUGAAAGGAGAAAACUUGAAAAUUCCUUAUUCUUGUACUGAUAUAGUUGUAUUAUGCUUUUUUUAAGUAUAAAAAAAAAUUCUUUUUGUGAAACUUUCAAUUUUAAAAUAAAGUUUUUCUCUGGGUA